ACAGCCAAGGAGUUUUCCAGGUAUUCUAGACCAGCUUCGAAGAGAAAGAGGAACAGAUAGUAGGCCGACAUAACAGAUUGAAACACAGAGCAACGGAGAAGAUAGAGAUUUUGAGUAGCUGAAAGAGAGGGAGAAGUAGAGAGUAAAAAGAAUGGGCGAGAAUACUCAAAAGAAGGAGUUUGAGAACUUAAGAGAACUAUUUAAACCACAUAUCGAGUCAUUCAAUUACUUCGUCGGUGAUGGUAUCGAAAAAAUUCUUGUCAACAUUAAACCAGUUGAGAUUAAAUCCGACGGCCACUCACUUCGAAUUUGGUUUGAUAACCAUAAUUUACACUGUCCAGUGAGGGAUAAGGGUGUGGGUGUUCCACUCUAUCCUUAUGAGUGUCGGCAAGCAGGAAUUUCCUACGAAGGAAAACUCAAUAUCGGUGUUUGUUACCAAUAUGACAAGGGACCUGUAAUACGCAAGGAUAUAGGCUUUGGGAAGAUUCCUAUAAUGUUAAUGUCGAACAAGUGUAACUUAAAGGAUGCUGAUCCUGCAAAACUAGUUUCAUACAAAGAAGAGGCAACAGAAAUGGGUGGCUAUUUUAUUGCGAAAGGUCUGGAGCGACUCGUUCGAAUGACUAUAAUGCAAAAGCGAAACUUUCCGAUGAAUGUCGAAAGGAGUUCAUUUCGGGAAAAACAAGAUGGGUAUACAGAUAAAGCAGUUGUUAUUAGAUGCGUGAGAGAGGAUAUGUCCUCCUUAACUCUUAGGUUGCAUUACCUUCAAAAUGGAAGUGCUAGACUUGGUUUCUGGAUAGAUGGGAGGGAGUUCUUUCUUCCAGUGGGUGUUGUCUUGAAGGCCCUCAUUGACACUAACGACCAUGAAAUCUAUGUGAGCUUGACAUGUUGCCAUAGUGAGGUGUAUCAGAGUGGAAAGGGAGUUGUUGGUACCCAACUUGUUGGUGAAAGGGUUAAGAUUAUUCUUGAUGAAGUCCGCAGCUUGUCUCUCUUGACUCAACACCAAUGUUUACAUUAUUUGGGUGAGUACUUCAGACCAGUCAUGGGUGGAUUAGAAGCUGAAAGCGGUUUUGUUGUUGGAGAAACAGUUCUAAGAGAUUGUGUACUCGUUCAUCUUGAGAACAACCACGACAAAUUCAAUCUGCUCAUUUUUAUGCUGCAGAAGCUAUUUGCAUUUGUAGACCAAACUGUGGCACCGGAUAACACAGACGCAUUGCAAAAUCACGAGGUGUUACUUCCUGGGCAUUUGAUAACAUUAUGUCUCAAGGAUAAAUUGCAACAGUGGUUGAGGAAAGGAAAACAGUUACUUGAAGAUGAAUUACACAAGAGAAACACACAGUUAGAACUUAGUAAUGUUGAAGAAGUGAAGAAGGUUAUGAAUAAGUUUCCCUCCAACAGUGUUGGGACAGCAAUUGAGAAUUUGAUAAAAGUCGGUUCACUGCAAUCACAGUCGGGGUUAGAUCUACAGCAGAGGACAGGAUUUACACUUCAAGCAGAGAGGCUCAAUUUUCUUCGUUUUGUUUCGCACUUUCGAGCUGUUCAUCGAGGUGCUGCAUUUGCUGGACUUCGCAGCACAAGUGUUCGGAAGCUGCUACCAGAAUCCUGGGGCUUUCUUUGCCCAGUUCACACACCUGAUGGGGGACCAUGUGGUUUGUUGAACCACUUGACUUCUACGUGUCGCAUCACAUCGUACUUUGAUUCGAAAGGAGGAGUUAAGGACUUUUUGAAAAUCCGAAAGUCUAUAAUGAAUGUUUUGGCUGGAAUUGGAAUGAUACCGUCAUUGCCUAAGCUUGUCCGAGCUAGUCCCCCUGAAGUUGUUUUUGUUCUUCUUGAUGGGUGUGUCAUCGGCUCCAUGUCUUCCAAUAUUGUUGAGAAAGCGGUGGCACAUAUUAGGAGGUUAAAGCUAUCACCAUAUUCUGGGAUUCCCGAUGAUUUGGAGAUCGGAUAUGUUCCACUAACCACAGGUGGUGCAUAUCCAGGGUUGUACCUUUUCACCACUCCUUCUAGAUUUGUUCGGCCAGUUAAAAAUAUCUCUAUCCCGUUGGAAGAGAAUCAGAAUAUUGAGCUCAUUGGUCCUUUCGAGCAGGUCUAUAUGGAAAUUCGAUGUGCUGAUGGUGGAGAAGGGGGAAGGAAAAACAAUUUUCCUGCAACUCAUGAAGAGAUCCACCCUACUGGAAUGCUCAGUGUAGUUGCCAAUUUGACACCUUGGUCAGAUCAUAAUCAAAGUCCACGAAACAUGUACCAGUGCCAGAUGGCAAAACAGACUAUGGGUUUCGCUUCACAGGCGAUAAAGUUUCGUGCAGAUCAGAAGCUAUACCAUCUACAGACUCCUCAAAAUCCCAUUGUGCGUACAGAAUCAUAUUCAAAAUAUCACGUCGAAGAAUUUCCCAAUGGGACAAACGCAAUUGUUGCAGUUUUGGCAUAUACAGGAUAUGAUAUGGAAGACGCCAUGAUCUUGAACAAGUCAUCUGUGGAGCGUGGGAUGUGCCGCGGGGAGAUAUACCAGGUGGAAACUGUAGACUUGGAAAAAGAUGGAAAAGAAAAAGAGGGCCCAAGGGCUUUUGGUAGGAGUAAAGUAGAUGACUCGGCAAACCAUACGAUUGAUGAGGACGGUCUUCCUUAUGUUGGACAGAUGCUGAAGCCAGGGGAUCUAUAUUACAGUAUCCGGAAUAAAGCAACUGAUGAUUUUAAAAAAAAGAGGCUAAAGGGCUCCGGCACGGACCCUGUUUAUGUUGACUAUGUGGCAAUUGAUGUGAAUGACUCCAAAAAGGACCCACAGAAGGUGCAUAUUCGUAUGCGUCAUCCUAGGAAUCCUAUCAUUGGUGACAAGUUCAGCAGUAGACAUGGGCAAAAAGGUGUUUGUUCUCAGUUAUGGCCUGACAUUGAUAUGCCAUUCUCAAGCGUAACAGGAAUGCGCCCAGAUCUAAUCAUCAAUCCACAUGCCUUUCCUUCUAGAAUGACGAUUGGAAUGCUUUUGGAAUCUAUAGCUGCGAAGGGAGGCAGCUUGAAUGGAAAAUUUGUCGAUGCAACUCCCUUUGCUAGCUCAACCAAGGUGAAGGAUGGAAAGUCAGAAAAAUCAAGCUCUCUUAUUGAUGAACUUGGUUCACAGUUGGUCUCCAAAGGGUUUCAGUAUCAUGGAUUGGAGGUCAUGUACAGUGGCUUUCUUGGAAUAGAAAUGGCUUGUGAAAUUUUUAUAGGACCUGUAUAUUAUCAGCGUCUCCGGCAUAUGGUUUCUGACAAGUUCCAGGUUAGGUCCACGGGAACUGUAGACCAAAUUACAAGACAGCCCAUUAAAGGAAGAAAACGGGGUGGAGGAAUUCGAUUUGGGGAGAUGGAGAGAGAUUCAAUGCUUGCUCAUGGAGCUGCAUAUCUGUUGCAUGACAGGCUCCAUACUUGUUCUGAUCAUCACAUUGCCGAUGUUUGUUCACUUUGUGGAAGUCUUCUCACAACAACCUCUGCCCAAACACAUAAAAGAAUAGUCCGAGAACAGGGGGAGAAGUUACCUCCGGGAAGGAUCCCUAAAAAGGUUACCUGUCAUGCCUGUAAAACUAGCAAAGGGAUGGAAACUGUAGCUAUGCCCUAUGUGUUCAGGUAUUUGGCUGCAGAAUUAGCAGCGAUGAAUAUAAAAAUGACUCUGAAACUAACUAAUGGAGCAGAAGCAUGAAAAACUGAGUAGAAUUAGCUAAUGACAGGUGGGUUAGGCUUGCAAUGACAUACGAACAGCGCUGUCCUUAGGCCAUUGCCUGGAGCCUCAAAUUCUUGGGGUCCAAUUUUGUUACUUCUUAAAUAUGUUCCAACUGAUUUUGCUUCUUGUUAUUAUAAACCUUAUAUUGUAAUGCAAAAAUCUGCAAGUGUUUCUCUCUUUUUUUGUACUAGUUAAUGUCAAUUGGCUUUGAGAGAAUUUUGAAUUUCCUAUUUUAGAGCAUCUUGAGGGAGAUCCCGUCACAAAAUAUAUAACGUUGGGGGAUACCCUUUUCGUUUCUA
Papaver somniferum (opium poppy) is the source of this 3981-nucleotide messenger RNA. Its product is annotated as DNA-directed RNA polymerase I subunit 2-like. Gene Ontology annotation, molecular function: DNA-directed RNA polymerase activity; DNA binding; ribonucleoside binding. The transcript has 27 exons. The coding region runs from base 152 to 3661 and encodes 1169 amino acids. The record is from RefSeq and is a predicted model, not a curated record. Gene Ontology annotation, cellular component: RNA polymerase I complex; nucleus. Gene Ontology annotation, biological process: DNA-templated transcription. NCBI's taxonomy places the organism in Eukaryota, Viridiplantae, Streptophyta, Magnoliopsida, Ranunculales, Papaveraceae.